Aspergillus candidus is the source of this 1296-nucleotide messenger RNA. RefSeq lists its product as uncharacterized. The record is from RefSeq and is a predicted model, not a curated record. Bases 294 to 770 code for a protein of 158 amino acids. The transcript is spliced from 3 exons. Lineage: Eukaryota; Fungi; Ascomycota; Eurotiomycetes; Eurotiales; Aspergillaceae.
CUGUUGUCUCCUGGUUGGUGGCACAGAUGAAGUUAUCGCCGAUCACCUGACGCGAUGCUGACUCAGAGGGUAUCAAUCACAUUUCCUAAAGGGGUAAUGGGGGUUGCACCCCGCUUGGUCUAGGAUUACGCCAGGUCUAUAUAAUGACCACAGUUUCCCGUUGGCCCACGCCCUCCUCCAUGACUCCACACAAUCAUAAACCUGCCAGUUGACCCUCCGGCCACAUUUUCCAGUGAUCAGAACAAGUGCUACUAUUAUCCAGACACUAAGCCGCUCAGGAUAUUUUUAGAAUAAUGCCGACUACGAUACUUCCCACUUGGCCACACAUCCUGUUUGCAGUCUUGGAACCGCUUUCUGGCAUCGGAGGCUGGGUCGUCCCAUUCAACGAUGGUCUGACCCGCUUUAUCCUGGAGCAAGUACCCAGCGUCGCGCCCCCGGAGACCAUCCACCCCAGUUCCGUCGCGCUGGCCGGCCAGCUGGUCAACCUGUACGGGCUGCUCGCCGUCCUCUGCGUCGGCAUCGUCUACUCCACCAACGAGCCGAAGGUGCUGCGCAACUAUCUCGCGUGUCUGUGUUUCUCGGACGUCGGCCAUAUAUAUGCGAACUAUGUGGCCAUGGGACCCGAGGCUUUCCUCAACGUGCAGGGCUGGAAUGCCCUCGGGUGGGGUAAUAUUGCGGUCACGGCGUUUCUGUUUGUGAACCGUGUCUUGUAUCUGCUGGGUGUGUUUGGGUAUGCACAGGCUCCGAAGGCAUCGUUAAAGCAGAUGUAAGGAGCUCGAUUGAUGGACCUGAUCUCAUAAUAUGCUCGCUCAUUUGGUUGGGGGACGCGGCGUUCUGUUGAAGACCGCGCGGCUUGUACCGUAUCAGAUCUCGCCCUUCUGGCAUUCAUUUUGAGUCGCUGCUUGUUAGUAUCGAGACGACAUUAUUGCACGUAGGAAGCAGACGGCAAGAUAUCAUAAAAGUACAAGUUCAAAGAGGGUAUGGGGGGUAUGAUAAGCGACUUUUGCUGAAACGCGCUCCCGAAAGCAAGCCAUGCAAGGGUCCAAAUAGAGGUAAAUGAAAAGAACAAUAAAAGGGAGAGAAAAAAAUAAAAAAAUAAAAAAAAAAGAAGAGAAAAGAAAUGAUGUCUCAGAAUGGCAAGACCAAGCUAGAUCUCUGUAACCGCAAAUCCAGCGCCAAUUUAUUAUUCCAUGUCACAUUAAUCAUCGUGUGUCCCAAUGCUGUUCGUCUGGCUGAUACGAGCCUCGCACUAGAUUGCAGAUUCUAUCUUGAACAGAAGAUUAAAAAAAAAAAAAA